This is a messenger RNA of Haplochromis burtoni (Burton's mouthbrooder), 7695 nucleotides long. Its product is annotated as solute carrier family 41 member 3. Gene Ontology annotation, cellular component: plasma membrane. Gene Ontology annotation, biological process: monoatomic cation transport. Lineage: Eukaryota; Metazoa; Chordata; Actinopteri; Cichliformes; Cichlidae. The transcript has 10 exons. The coding region runs from base 1871 to 3220 and encodes 449 amino acids. Gene Ontology annotation, molecular function: monoatomic cation transmembrane transporter activity. The record is from RefSeq and is a predicted model, not a curated record.
UCCUUGGAAGCAAAAUAUAAAGAAAUGGGGCUCAAGACUUUUGCAAAGUAGUGUACAUCCUGUAAGAAGAAUUAUAAGCUUUUUACAUUGUUGCUGCUAAUCAGUUGCCUUGCUUGUCAAAUCAACCUCAGCAGUUUCCAGAAGAAACACAUCAGUGUUAUUACACAAUGUCGAAGUGAUCUGAGACUAUAGCGACUGCAAUUUAUUUAAUUCUAUUUAGCCAAUCCAAAACCUUAUUUCUUGUAUUCAAAUGAUGUAAUCUUAUUGUUAAUGUGGCACUUUAUAGAUUUUACAUGUAAAGAUUUUUUUACAUGUCAUUAAUUAAUAUUUUGUGUAUGAAAACAUUUUCUUUUCUUUUUUUGUGAACAGUAUGCAUUGAGAGGAAUGAUUUUUAGUUUAAGACCUGAAAGAUGCCUGGAAAUCAGUAGUUGUACAGUAUGUUUGUUUGCUCUUAAAUACGGUGUUCCAAAAUGAUUAUAGCAGCUAGAACAGAGGUAAAAGUGGAAGGAAAAGAUGGAGGGAAAGAAUGAGUCACGAUACAGAGAUAUGGAAACGACUGAAAGAGGGAUGUGAAAUGCAGCAAGACUGUUCGACGUAGAACGAUGGAUGCCAUACGCGGGAGGGAGGGAGGGAGGAUAAGAGGCAGACACGCAGCAAAAAAUAGCUUAGAGGGAGAGUGCGUGGCAGAAAGCCGGUCGUUUCUCUCGUGAGUUUGCACAGGGCAGACAGCCCUGCCUCUUUCUGUGCUACGUCACAGCAGAGCUGAGUGAGCAGGACUACCCUGAUGCUGAAAGGAGGAGAGGAACACUUUAGUCUGCUCAAGUGGUACUGUGUGCUGCAUCUCAUCUGUGAAUCUCCUAUUGACAUCACAGAGCUCACCUCGCCAAAUAAGAGAUUAGGCUCGUAUAUCAAAGAUAUAAAGUCUUCCUCCUGCUUCUAAACUCUCAAGACCUUUUGGACUGUUCUUCAUCUUUUUGCUCCUGUCACUCAUUCAGCUGUCACUCCGAGCUCUGGGUUCACAAGAUACAGGUGUGCCUUUUACACUGGAGGUCAAGUAGAUUUAAAGCUCGAUCUUAUCAACUGAGGACUCCAACAAACAAGAAACUCAACCAGAGGAUUUAUUUGAUUCUAGAGUUGUUCAGGACAACUGGAGGACCACUGAAUAGCUCAGCAUUAAUUUACUGGCAUAAACCAGUCUUAUUUUUAAUGUUAGUUUUUGCAGGUUGCCGGGUAAACUUAAGACUUUGACUGCAGAUGUGGAUCAUCUGUGCUUGUGGAACAUUUUGACUGAUGAAUCAGAAAUCGUGUUAAUGAUUGUUUUUCCCCAGAGGUGCCGGCAAAUGGAUACCUCAUCACUGCUGACUCACCAUUGGUCCAAAGAUGCCAUGCUCCAGCUCCCUCAAGUUGGAGUUAAAGCUUUUAAACGUGAUUCUGCCUGGGAAAACAUCAUUGAUUGGAAGGAAUGAAAACAUGACGAAUGUCUCGCUUGCUUGAAUAGAUAUCGGAUCUCCAGUUUGGUUCAAAGGGAUGCUGAAUGUUUAUCUUGUGUACUGCCAAGAAUGAUGCAAGAAGUAGCUGUCAUCUUUGGGUCAUCCCUUGAGAGCAGAACAUAUAUAUGCUCCCAAAUGCUGCCUCUCAUUUCUUCAGGAAGAGCCUUAGGAACUGCUUGAAGCAUUUCCCCUGUUUUAAACCAAGGACAAACUCAUUGAUUAUUUUCAUCUUUGGUAUUUCACUUCCUUACUUUAUUUUGACCCCUCAGACCUUUUUUAUUUUUAAUCAGAGUUUUUUUUUUUUCCUUUGGAAUGAAGUUACACUUACCAUGGGAUAACUAAACAUUAAACUAAGUGCUUUGAUUAAUCCCCUGUGCAACAUGGUUGUGACUCGUCUGGAGUUGGAGCUACGCUACCAAGGCAAGAAGUUACGUGGCGUGACCUGGAAGCUGACUCGAUCAGAACAUGGUUUCCUACCAGAGAGCUCUUGGCUCAUUGGGGCGCAGGUUAUCGUACCAUACCUCAUAUCAGGACUUGGAAUGGUCUCCGCGGGUAUCGUUAUGGACCUUAUACAACACUGGGAGGUGUUUAAGGUGAUCACAGAAGUUUUCAUCCUGGUUCCAGCUCUGGUUGGACUCAAAGGAAACCUGGAGAUGACCUUGGCUGCGCGCCUCUCUACCGCUGCUAACACAGGCCAAAUGGAUGACCCUGAUAAACAAUGGACCAUGGUGUGCAGCAAUCUGGCACUUAUUCAGGUCCAGGCCACAGUGGUAGGAUUCCUCGCCGCAGUGGCAGCAAUUUGUUUAGGGGCGAUUUCCAGAGGAGGCAUUGAACUGGAACAAGCAGCUGUCCUGUGUGCCAGCAGUAUCACCACCGCCUUUGUAGCUGCUCUGUCUUUAGGCCUGGUGAUGAUUGGAGUGAUCAUCGGCUCGAGGAAAGUGGGAAUCAACCCUGACAAUGUGGCCACUCCCAUUGCUGCGAGUCUGGGGGAUUUGAUCACCCUGUCCCUGCUGGCUGGGGUCAGCAGCGCGCUCUAUGAGUAUAAAGACAUAUGGUACCUGUCACCUAUGGUGUGUCUGGUCUUUCUCUGUCUCAUCCCGGUCUGGGUGUUGGUGGCCCGACAAAGCCCUCAGAUCAGAGAGGUUCUCCGUUCAGGAUGGCAGCCCGUAAUAGUGGCCAUGUCCAUUAGCAGCUUUGGAGGCCUUAUACUGGACAAGACAGUGAGUGAUCCCAACUUCGAGGGUAUGGCUAUCUUCACUCCUGUCAUUAAUGGAGUGGGUGGCAACUUGGUAGCCAUCCAGGCCAGCAGGAUCUCUACCUAUCUGCACUUUUGGAGCAUCCCAGGGGUGCUACCCUACAAGAUGAGGCAGCACUGGCCCAAUCCCUGCAUCACCUUCUUCUCCUCAGGGGUCAACUCAAAGUCAGCACGGGUGCUGUUGAUGCUCGUUAUACCCGGUCACCUGGUCUUCCUUUACGCCAUCUCUCUGCUACAAGGAGAGGAGGCACCUAUCACCAUAGCCUUCACUGUCUGCUACCUGUGUGCUGCUCUGAUACAGGUGGCUAUCCUCCUUUAUGUUGCUGACCUAAUUGUCCGUUUGAUGUGGAGACGGAGUCUGGACCCUGACAACUUCUCCAUCCCGUACCUGACUGCCCUGGGAGACCUGCUCGGCACUGGUUUCCUGGCUCUCUGUUUCCGCUGCGUGUCAGUGGUUCAAAGCCUGGGUCUAUAAACUGACUUUUUUUUCCAUUAGGAACUGAACUCUUAGCCUGCCACCAUCGUAUUGAACCCGAUUUUUGUUACAUUAACAAAAAUGCUUUUGAUUGGACAAUAAAGCAUUUUUGGAUCUUUCCCACUGCACCUGAGAAAUCCGUAUUUGUCACAAUUCAAACCUUUACACUGAUGGGAGGUACAGCACUGGUGACAUCCACCCAUUUACAUCCAUCCAUCUGGAUAGGUUAUUCUGCUUGGACACAUCCACUUUAAGCCUAGCAACCAAUCAAUCUUUUUUUUUUUGCCUAGCCAAAAUGAUGUCCUUCAUUUUGAAUUAAUGUUGACUAUGAUUCCUCUGUUUCUUGGUCCUUAUGUGGUUACCCUGCGUGGAAUAUGUAGCAACUUAUCAUAGUGGCAUGACAGCAAGAUUUUGUUUUGUCUUUUUAAAUCUAAGGGAUAGAACAGACUUAAAGCAGCCCGUCUUUGGGUGCAUUGCACUAUGCAUUGAUUUUGGAGGAUGGAGAGGAUGAUAUAUGUCACACACUAACUCAGCAGUCCCCAACCCCUGGGCCACCGACUGGAAUCGUUCGGUACGCGCCACGUGAGUUGAGGCUCAGGUGUGAAAUGUAUCGUUAACUCAGUGUCCCUGGGUCUUUUCCCAUGUUUUAAUUGUGAGACUUAUUUUCAAAGAAAUAUUUAUGCGUUACCAUAGCGACCAGAGAGCAUUAAGGGGCAGAGAGGAGGAUGUUACUCUCAAUGUUGUUGGCCCAUUUCAGGAUGCUGCUGCUAAUAAAGUUACAGAAUUACACAGUGAAUUUGCGUUUAUUACUAUACUUACAAAAUACCACGGUUUUUAUCUUGGUCAUAUUAUUUGAUUUUGUUGUAUUUAUCCGCGACACCUUAAAGGCCGAUCCGUGAAAACAUUGUAUUACACUAAACGGGUCCGUGGCACCAAAAAGGUUGGGGACUGCUGCACUAACUGGAAUAUAAAAUAAUGGGGAAUGUUCUCAUGAUAAUCUUCUUAUCUCUAUCAUAAUCCACAGAAUGUACUUUAUAAGGAUUCUAACAACCAAAAUAGACACCAGUCUUUGUGCGGAUUUAUAAUGUUGAGAUACUGAGACAGAUGGACGGACAGAAAUAAUAACUGUUAAAUGUUUGACAUCUGUAAAUCUUUUUUUUCUCUUGUCCACAAUGCACAGCGCUCUCCUGAAUAUCUAAUGUUCAGAUUAUGUAGAGCUUCUUGUUGGACAUUCACUAGAUAAAUGUACAGUAUCGUUAGCGUGCACAUUAAGUCAAUAAGCCAAUGAUUAUGAGAAAGGAGAUUGUUGUUCAGAUUUCACAUCAUACUAGAAAUUGUUAAAAAUGUGUUUCUAAACACUGAAGUGUGAAAAUGUGUGUGCACCUCUCACCUUGUGCGUCACGAUCUCAAUGUUCAGAAAGCGUUCUGCAAUAUUUUGAUAGUUGUGAACUUUGUGCUGCCACUUGAUGAUUUUAAAAAACCAGACAGCUGCCUCUGGAAUUCUCUCACUACUUGAUAUUACAUCCCUUUAAUGGAGGAUCAACAAAGCCUUACUAUUCAUAGUGACCUCAUCAUUACAGCAGUGAGUGCAUACUUAUUUUGUCGGUUAUGGAAAGUCUUUGCACAUAUUGGACUUUAAGGUUUUAGCUCAGCUCUUGACCAAAUCCAAAACUGACCUUUAACCCCAGUUCUUGGUCAUAGUCUGUCUUGAUAUCCUUGAUUUUCUUUGUCUUGUCUUAGAACCCCAAAAUAGUAGAGUUCAGAAAUAUCCCACUCUUCUGGACACGUUUAAUCCACGCUGGUAUAAUUUGCAUCUGGUGUCACAUUCUGCCUGUGUUCACUGUGCCCUUUUUUAAUUCACGUAACAGUUAAAGUCAUGUUUAAGCUGCUUUAUAUUCAGACUUUGAACAUUCAAAUGUUCAAUAAAACAUAAAAGAUAGAAUCAGUAAAAGUUCAUGACAGCAUUUGGGUGACUAAAUCAGACUGGCCCAAACUAUGUCCUUGUCUUUCUGUUUGAGUUUACAUGAUGUUUCAAAAUAACACUGAAACACAAAUGUGUGUGUACAUGCACUCAUUAAACACAAGGAGAGUUUCUCAUUUUUCACGUGCAUGCACUUUUCGAGUAAACCUCAGACAUAAAUGUGUUUCUGUCAACAACCUGUCUUCUCAGUGAACAUUUAUGUGAGGUACUGCAGUGUUAAUAGGUCUUUGCUGAAAGCUUUUAUUGUAACACUGUUAAGCACUAGGUGCAUAAGAACAAUAGACGUGUACUACUUGAAUUCCAGGUUAGUCAUCUGAGAUUAGUGUAUUAACUGUGAUACUGUGAGAUUUUAGACCACAGCUAAGAUUGUGUUGUACCAGCACACAAGUGAGUCGUAACCAGUGUGGGUGAAGGGGCUGGAUGAUAUAAUUUAAAAUUUGUCAUUCGCAUAACAAUUAAGGUUAAUAUGACAGUUUUAGGAAAUUAGUUAUUUAGACUAUUAUGUUUGUUUGACUGUGGAUUGUCUGCUGUUUGAAUUUUUGACAGUGAUCCAAAUUAGACGCACAUUUAAUUUAAAACUGUUAAAAGGAAAAGUUUAGUGUUUUAAUAAAUUAUUAUUUUCAACUGCCAUUUCUAAAAAUGUAAAAGAGUAAAAUAUUUGGAUAAGAAGGACAAUAAAUGGAUGUUGCUGGUAAAGCCAGAGUUGUUGUAGUAGUCCCCCCGCUUCAUUCAUGUUCACAUGGACGACAUAUAAAAUGAUGUUCUUGUAGUCUACCGUAGGUGGCGUGAUGUCUGCCAGGUUAUAACAAAUUAGAGGGUAUUUGCAUUGGGCCUCACUUGAGGGUCACCCUGUAACUACAAAAUGCUCUGAUCCAAAGUGGAGUCUCGCAUACCUGCAGACCACUACACCAAAUGGUUUAAAGAGAACAAUCACAGAUAAAAACAUGGGAACAUUACUUGAGCAUUUAAUUUAGUAAUUUUAUAAACAUGGAUCCAAGUUCUAGGGAUGGCGAUAACUUGUUCACAGUGCUGCCUUUUAUCCCAGUUAAAUGCUUAAACUGUAAAAUGGAAAAAACUAACUAUUUAUCCAUGUCAAAGGCAAUCACCGUAAUAUGAACUUUAAAUAGUGAAACACUGUACCUUAAAACUAGCAUAACUUUAUGCUUGUAUAGCUCCCUAUUGAGCUAUACUUAUAUGUAUAGCUCAAUAGAGCUAUAUGUGUAAGGUAUAGAAUAAGUUUAACUGGCUUAGGUAAGCUAGCACCUGCUAAUUACAGCUAAACCUUUAAAGUGAAGCAAUGGUAGCAGUUUAGCUAAUUGUUAAAGAUAGCUAAAUACUUGUUUGCUUUAAACUUUAGAGUGAUAACUAUUUAUCUUAGCACUAACAUAACCUAAGGACCUAGUCACACAGUCUGCAACCAUCUGGCAACAACCAAACAUGUAUUCUCUGAUCAGUUGUGAAUUGCUGUGAGAAGUCACUGUGAGGUUGUUUGCUCAGCUCAUUUCAUACGGGCCUAGAGACCAGGGCAGUGUGCAUUCAACUGGCAACUGGUUUCUCUGUAUUGUGUGCAGUCACUAGCAUGAAAAUGAUUGCAGAAAGAUAUAUGGUACUGCACCAAAAACCUCCUUGAAAUUGCUUUAGUCACUAGCAGAUUGCUGCGGUCUUCAGCAAAUUGUCCAGAAGAUGCUGACUUUUAAAAACUAUUCAACAGGUGGUAGUGAAACUGGGAAGACAGGGUUGUCCACUAGUCUCUAGGCUUGUGUGAGUGAGGCCUAAAAAUCUACAAGUUAUAAACAAUGAAAACGAACAUUAACUGCUAAUAUAAUAUACCUGCUAGCUAUUAGCUCAACUUAGCUCACUGCUAAAUGGCUUUUAAUUGAGAGUGGUCAGUCUUUGCAUCUAGCUUUUUGCAAGAAAGCAAACCUCUAUUUUAUUUAUUUCUUUUUUAGUGUAUCAUCCAGCCCUAUUGGACAGUAUGGAGUGCAACUGGAACAAAAACAUCUGACUGCAAACUUGCACUGUGUUUUAUUAGUAGUCUGAAGUUGCCUUGAAAGCAAAAAUGUCAACCAUGUUGUAACUAAAAUCUCGUCUACAAGCAUCUCAAUGUUUAAAAAAAAAACAAUCUGUAUUUAAAUGUUGCAACAGUUCUUUGUCUUUUCCUUUACCUUUGUCAGAGCUUGUACUGUACUUCAGUGUUGACACUGCCACGUUAUGACGUUAGGGCCUUUUUAAAGCGCCUUUAUUUUCUAAUCUUGCUGUGUUCAGUUCUUCAAGCUUCCAUACCUACACUGUGCUGUCUUAUGUGUCUGGAGAUUAAAGCAAAAUUGUUGGUGAGUGUUAAUGUGACUUUGUGGUUAUGAACAGUUCUAUUUUAAUAAAAAACUAACAGACUAAUUUCCGAUUGUCUGUGGCAUUAUCAUACAAAUAAGAAAAAAAAAAGUCCCGCUACUCCAGCAUGUGUAUGGUUUUUAAAGUUUGGGGCAGUUUUACUAUU